GACCGUGAGCUCUCUUAUCAGCGCGCCGAGCGUUCUCUGGCGUCUCCACGGCCAUCUUUCUUGCGCCUUAUUUUGCAAUUCACGGGGCGAGUCUAAAACGAGCGCGAUGUGAACGGAAUACGGACGGGAGAAGCUCGGGGCCAGUUCAGCGCGAGGCACACAGUGGUCUUAAAAACCCGUGACUUUUAACGAAAAGAUCAGGGGUUGUAAGCCCCUAGUCUCAAAUUGAAAGCCUUUUUGCCGCUUGUGGAAACAGGACAGUUUUAGUGACUGGGAUGGGGCCGAGUGGCGGUCUUGGCGCGGGACGACUGUCUUCAUUCGUCGGUGUGGUUUGUCUGUUCGGAUACUGGCAGGCGAUUUGUUUGUUCACGUGCUGCGAUGCUGUGCCACAAAUCCCAAUAGGCUCCAUCUUUUCUGCGAACCCAAACGCCUCGGUCUUCGGUUUCAGGCGAGCCACCAUCAACCAAAAUGUACACAACAAAUCCUUCCAGUUCAUGGGCUUCGAGAAGUCCGUCAGCAGCGCCAAUUGCUUUGAAAUGGGCCAGAAAAUAUGUGAUCUGUUCACCAACGGCGUGCUUCUGAUUGGUGCGGACGUGGAGCCGCCAUUGAUCACCACAACAGCGUCCUACAGCAGCACCUUCCACAUGCCCAUCAUUAUCCCGUCUCAAUCCAAGCGGGACUUGGGGUUCAAGACCACCGAUGCCAACACGAAGUACCUGGUAUCCCUGAUGCCAUCGCUGGUACCCGUCCUAUUCGAUAUCAUACAGUUCCAUCAGUGGAAUCGAUUUGCAUUUAUUUACGACACUGAUAAAGGGCUACUUCGUCUCCAUGCGCUAAUGGAGAUGUUGUCCUUCCGUAAAUUUGACGUCGCUUUCCGUAAAGUUAACGGCAGUGAGUCCAUGAUUCAAAACCUCAGGGAGUUUAGAGACACGGACCGCCACCGAAUCAUUUGCGAUACUAACGUGCAGAAUACAAGGCUACUAAUGGAGCAGAUACCACUUCUUGGCAUGUUGACGUCAUCAUAUCACUAUAUAUUCCUUGAUCUCGACAUUGAUAAGGUCAAUCUGGAGAAGUUUCAGCUUGGCGGCAUGAACAUCACUGGAUUCAGCAUCAUCAACGAGACGUCUAGAAGAUUCCAGCUGCUGAAGACGGGCCUCGAAAUACUCCGAGAGCAGAAUAGAUCCGUGGUCAGCAAGAUGGAGUUCGUCAGUUACAGGUCAGCCUUGAUGAUGGACCUAGUUGACGUCAUGGCCAGGACGGUGAAGAUACUGAUCAGGGAGAACAAACUGGUACAGUUUGAGAAACGAGGCCAGCGAAGCUGUGAUGACGACCGCUUCAGACCCUGGGGCUUCGACAAGAAUGUCCUGAAAUUUCUCAAAACGGUGUCCUUCAAUGGUGCCACAGGGCCUAUAUCCUUCGACAGUUUCGGUGAACGGUCCAACUACGUAGUGCGAAUACUCAGUCUCUUCUCCGACGGAAUGCGAGAGGUUGGCACUUGGCGCUCGGAGGCCAAGACUCGGCUGAAGUUCAACGCGGGCACCUUCGGCGAUGGAACCGGCCGGGCAGACUUCAACAAUAAAACCAUCAUUGUCACAUCAAUUCUCGAGCAGCCUUACCUAAUGCGAAAGGAGCCCCGCCAUCUCUACUCCGGUAACGAUCGCUUCCAGGGCUACGCCAUCGACCUCCUUGAGGAAAUCGUCCAGAAGUUCCCCUUCAAGUACAAGAUCCAGCUGGUCAGGGACAACACGUACGGCAUCCCCGUCAACGGCACGUGGAACGGCAUGGUGGGAGAGCUGGUCAGAGGAGAGGCAGACAUUGCCGUGGCACCCCUGACCAUUAUAUCGGAUCGGGAGAGAGUAAUAGACUUCACCAAGCCCUUCAUGAGCCUGGGUAUCAGCAUCAUGAUCAAGAAACCACAGACCACCAAGCCUGACGUCUUCUCCUUCAUGCAUCCCCUGUCCUAUGAGAUCUGGAUGUGCAUCGUGCUCGCCUACGCAGGCGUUAGCGUGGUACUGUUUCUGGUCAGUCGCUUCAGCCCCAAGGAGUGGUACCCAGUCGAGUAUACCCGGGUACCCACAGACGAACCUAAUGGCGCCAUCCCGCCCAAGGAACAGACGACCAACGAUUUCGGAAUCACCAACAGCCUGUGGUUCUCCUUCGGCGCCCUGAUGCAGCAAGGAUGCGAUAUCUCACCCAGGUCCCUGUCUGGCCGGAUCGUGGGCGGAGUAUGGUGGUUCUUCACCCUGAUCAUCAUCUCCUCCUACACGGCCAACCUGGCUGCCUUCUUGACGGUAGAGCGUAUGGUGACCGACAUCCAGUCCGCUGAAGACCUGGUGGCCAGUAAGGAUGUAUCGUACGGGAUGGUGGCAGCUGGCUCUACAGAGGAGUUCUUUAGGCAAUCGAAAAUCCCUCUGUACAUGGACAUGUGGAACUACAUGAACAGCACCGAGCGGGCAGUGCUGAUGACGACCAACGACCAAGGCCUGGAGAGACUGCGCCACAUGAAUGGCAAGUUUGCCUUCCUGAUGGAGUCCACGAUGAACGAGUACUUCAGCCAGCAGAAGCCGUGCGAUACCUUGAAGGUGGGCCAGAACCUGGACUCCAAGAGCUACGGCAUCGGUGUCUCGCGAAAUCUCACGAGAUUCAGCGAUGAGCUGACCCUCGCAAUCCUGCAGCUAAGGGAGGAGGGGGUGCUAGACGCCCUCAAGAAACGAUGGUGGUUCGACAAGGGCCAGUGCCACGAAGCUGACGCGGAUUCUGGCUCUAAUGCUCUGAGCCUGAGUAACGUGGCCGGCGUGUUCUACAUCCUUGUCGGGGGUCUAGCCUUGGCCCUCAUGUCGGCUAUUAUGGAGUUUUACUGGAAGUCGAGAUCACAGUCCCGUAAACAAAAGACGAGCCUAGCUGCGGCGAUGCGGGCCAAGGUACGCCUGUCUGUGACGGGCGAGAAUGCCGACCUUGCUAGGCAGCUACACCCCAAGGCAAACGCAUCCGUACCCAGCACUGACACAGAGACAACGCCAGUGGACAAGCCAAAAGUCGAACCAAAGGACGGUAGCCAGACGGAGGUGUAG
This is a messenger RNA of Patiria miniata (bat star), 3071 nucleotides long. RefSeq names its product glutamate receptor 4-like. The record is from RefSeq and is a predicted model, not a curated record. Gene Ontology annotation, molecular function: AMPA glutamate receptor activity; transmitter-gated monoatomic ion channel activity involved in regulation of postsynaptic membrane potential. Bases 276 to 3071 code for a protein of 931 amino acids. Lineage: Eukaryota; Metazoa; Echinodermata; Asteroidea; Valvatida; Asterinidae. Gene Ontology annotation, biological process: modulation of chemical synaptic transmission; monoatomic ion transport; synaptic transmission, glutamatergic. Gene Ontology annotation, cellular component: plasma membrane; AMPA glutamate receptor complex; dendritic spine. The transcript is spliced from 18 exons.